Molecule: messenger RNA, 2229 nt
Organism: Daucus carota subsp. sativus
Lineage: Eukaryota; Viridiplantae; Streptophyta; Magnoliopsida; Apiales; Apiaceae
Exons: 3
Coding region: 1-2229 (742 amino acids)
Source: RefSeq, a predicted model, not a curated record
AUGGUUACAAAGGAUCCAUAUAUGUUUAUGACACUGCUGGUACCCGGGCCGAAUGAUCCAGGAAAGAAUUUGAAUGUUUAUCUCAGGCCUCUAAUUGAUGAGUUGAUCACUUUAUGGAAUGUUGGUGUGGAGACAUUUGAUGCUUCUGCGAAGACUAAUUUUAUGAUGCGAGCAGCCCUAUUAUGGACUAUAAGUGACUUUCCUGGGUUGGGAAUGGUUAGUGGAUGGUCAACUCACGGGAAAAUGGCUUGUCAUGUGUGUAUGGGUGGAGUUAAAGCUAAACAACUGCCACAUAGUAGGAAGUCAAGUUUUUAUGGGUUGCAUAAGGGGUUUUUAGAUAAACGACGAAAAAAUCAGAUGAAAGGUUGUGUUAUUCGCAACAAACUUGAUAGUAUAACUUUUCCACAACCUGGGAAACCACAUUCCAAGGAAAGGGCAAUUGGCUUUGGAGAUUGGCAUAAUUGGACGCAUGUCACUUGCUUUUUUGACUUGCCAUAUUGGGAUUCCUUGCGUCUUCGUCAUUGCAUUGAUGUCAUGCACACGGAGAAAAAUAUAUUUGAUAACAUUUUUCACACUAUUCUCGAUAGCGUAAAAACAAAGGAUACCAUAAGAUCGAGAAAGGACUUGGAAGCAAUGGGCAUCAUGCAAGAGUUAUGGCUUAAUGGUACACGCAAGCCAAAAGCUAGAUAUAGCCUAACCCGGGAUCAGUUGAAAUUGCUAUGUAAUUGGGUUCAUCGAGUGAAACUCCCGGAUGGUUGUUCAUCAAACUUGAAGAGGUGUUGUAAGAGAUCCCAGUUAAAAUUUCAAGGCAUGAAGUCACAUGAUUGUCAUGUAUUUAUGCAGAAGUUAUUGCCUUCUGCUUUUCGUGAACUUCUUCCAGAUGAUGUGCAUAAAGUACUAUGUGACCUAUCAAAUUUUUUCAAAGACUUAUGCUCAACUACACUUCUUGCAUCAGAUUUGAAACAAAUGGAUAAAAACAUAGCUGGGAUUGUUUGUACUUUGGAGACUAUAUUCCCUCCGGCUCUUUUUGAUCCGAUGGAGCAUCUUCUUGUUCAUUUGCCGGAGGAGUGCAGACUAGGUGGCCCUGUCCCAGAAAGAUGGAUGUAUCAUGUUGAAAGACUACAAGGCAGAAUGAAACAUAAAGUAGGGAACAAAGCACGUGUUGAAGGAUCCAUUGCAGAAAAAUACGUAUAUGAGGAGUUAACACAUUUCUGUUCCAUGUACUUUGAGUCUGAAGUUGAUACAGUGCACAACUUGCUAGGUCGUAAUAUGGUUCAUGAUAUUUCAAGGGAUCCAGAAAAACUUGUGGCAUUCACAUAUCCGGUAGAGCCGUUAGGAGCAUGUACUGGUUAUCAUUUAGAUCUGAAUUCAUUGAGUACUGCAGCAUAUUACAUCCUCACUAACAUGCAAGAAGUGGCACCUUAUAUUCUUAUGUUCGAAGCAGAGAUUCGCAACCAUACUCCACACGUAUUGAGUGAUAGUGAGAUGGAUACAAUGAUGAAGGAUAAUUUUGCAAAGUGGUUGCAAGUCAAGGCACAACACAACAACAAACAGUUGCAAUAUUUGUUGGGAGGCCCAGCUUCUUAUGUGAUUUCUUAUAAAAGAUGUAGGGUGAAUGGGUAUUCAUUCAACUUAGGAAAAUCAAGUUCGGGGAUACUUGUCAAGGGAAGUUGUUACGGUGAUAGUGGAAGCAAUUAUUAUGGAAGUUUGCUGGAAAUUCUGAAAAUAACAUAUGGUGGUGGAAAUCAAGUGUUUCUAAUGAAAUGUCAUUGGUAUGACCAUGUUAGGGGCGUGAAGAAAGACAAAAAUGGAGUGCUUUUAAUUGAUCUCAAUUCAAAACUGAAAGGAGAUGAUGUUUACAUUCUAGCAAGUCAAGCCACUCAAGUGUACUAUGCUCCUAGUGUAAAGAAUCCAAAUAGUAAUAUUCAUACAAUAAUCACAUGUAGACCUCAAGUGUUAAGUGGAAGAGCUAUUGAUGCUAACAUGGAACCCCUUCAAGAAGAUGUGUCAAAUACCACACCCAUAGAAUUUUCUUCAAGGUCGUUAUUUGUCGACUUCUCCAUUUAUGAAAUGGAAGAUGAACAAGAGCAACAAAAUGAAGUGGAAAGUGAAGAAGAUGAAGAAAAUGAAAUGGAGGCGGGGGAGGAUCACGAGGAGGAGGAUGACGAAGAAGAAGAAGAAGAAGAUGGUUAUGAUAGCAUCGAAGUGGAUAGUGGAGAAGAAUAUUGA